UGAUUUAAAAAACUGUUUAUUAUUUGUAAAACACUUUCUGAUCUAAAUAUAUAUAGUACAAUGAAAAAAGAUACCAAUAGUGACAAUGUUCGUGUUGUUGUAAGAUGUAGACCUCUCAGUCAAAAGGAGAAAGACACUAAUUGUUCUAUAGCAAUAGUUUGUGAUGAAGUUCGUGGAACUGUUACUAUUAAACAAGAAGAUAAUAGAUCUAGUGAUGUACCAAAAGUCUUUACAUAUGAUCGCGUAUUUGGUCCUGAAAGUAAGCAAACAGAUGUUUACAACGACGCAGCCAGAGCUAUUGUUGAAAGUGUUCUCGAAGGAUACAAUGGUACCAUAUUUGCUUAUGGUCAAACAGGAACUGGGAAGACUUUUACAAUGGAAGGUAUACGUGCUGAACCUAACCUUAGAGGAAUUAUCCCUAAUUCAUUUGCACAUAUUUUUGGGUAUAUCUCUAAGUUAGAUGGAGAUACCAGAUUCCUAGUUCGUGUUUCAUAUUUGGAAAUUUAUAAUGAAAAUGUAAGAGACCUGCUUGGUCGAGACCAAAAUGCAAAAUUAGAAGUUAAAGAGCGUCCUGAUGUUGGUGUGUAUGUAAAAGAUCUUUCAGCUUAUGUCGUAAAUAAUGCUGAUGACAUGGAUAAAACAAUGACAAUGGGAAAUAAAUGCAGAUCUGUUGGUGCUACAAAUAUGAAUGCUACCUCAUCACGAUCGCAUGCCAUUUUCACAAUUACAAUUGAACGAAGCGAAAAGGGGAUUGAUGGGCAGCAACAUUUACGUAUGGGAAAACUUCAUAUGGUUGAUCUUGCUGGCUCUGAAAGACAAGCAAAAACAGGUGCAAGUGGUGACAGACUUAAAGAAGCAAAUAAUAUAAAUCUUUCUCUUUCUACACUUGGUAAUGUCAUUUCAGCUCUCAUUGAUGGUAAAAGCACGCAUAUUCCAUACAGGAAUUCAAAGUUGACACGACUGCUUCAAGAUUCUUUAGGAGGCAAUUCAAAAACUGUGAUGAUUGCAAAUAUGGGUCCUGCAUCAUACAAUGUAGAUGAAACUAUAAGUACCCUUCGGUAUGCUAAUCGUGCAAAGAAUAUAAAAAAUAAUGCUAAAAUUAAUGAAGAUCCUAAAGAUGCAUUACUACGCGAGUUUCAAACAGAAAUUGAAAAAUUAAGAGCUCAAUUAGCUGAAGGUGGUUAUGGAGGUGAAUUAAGUGGUUCAGAAGAAGACGAUGAAGAAGAUGAGGAGUAUGUUGAUGAGAAUGGAGAGAAGAAAAUUAGGAAGAAAAAAAUAGUAUCAAAAUGCAUUUCUCCGCGAGAAGUUGAAAGGCUUAAAGCUCAAAUUGAAAGCGAAAGAAAGGCUCUCCUUGAAAAAAAAAACCUUGCAGAAGAUGAAAAAUUAAAAAUUGAAAAUGAAUUACUUAAAAGAGAAAAUGAACUUUCUAAAGCCCAAGAAGAGCAACAAAAAUUGCAGGAAAAACUUAAAGCAGUUGAGUCCAAGUUGAUUGUUGGUGGUGUAAACUUGCUGGAAAAAGAUGCUGAACAGCAGAGACUUUUAGAUCAAUCUGCUAAAGAAUUAGAGGCAAGACAUGCGCGUGAAGCAGAAAUGCGUAAAAAAUUAGAAGAACAAGAAGCAGAAAAUAUUGAUAUUGAAGAAAAAUAUGCUAAUCUCAAAGAAGAAGCUGCUGGUAAAACAAAAAAAUUAAAAAAGGUCUGGACAAUGCUUAUGGCAGCUAAGUCUGAGAUUAAUGAUAUUCAAGAAGAGCAUCAAAGAGAAACAGAAGGACUCUUGGAUAGUAUUCGAAAUGCAUCAAAAGAAGAUAAGUUUUUACAAUUAACUCUUGACAGUUACAUACCAAAAGACUUACAGGCCAUUAUUGCUCAAAAUGUUGUUUGGAAUGAAGAGAUUGGUGAAUGGCAGUUAUUUUAUGUUGCCUAUACUGGCAAUAAUAUGAGAAAAUUAGAGUCCAGUCCUGAAAAAGAUAAUAAAAAAGUAAAUGAAUUAGAUUUAUCUGGAGUAUAUCUUACCUACAGUAAAAAUCUGCCGCAUGAAACUGACAAAACAUCACGCCCGAAAACUGGGAGAGGUAAAUCAGCAAGACCAAAAACCGCGAAAAAGAAAGGAAAGAAAAAUAGCGGAAGCAAAGGACUAUUUGAUGAUGAAUAACAUUUGUCAACAGUGUACAACAUCGAAAUAUGUCGAAAUAUUGUGUUUACCUUUUAAAAUUAAUCAAAUGCUUUCUAAAAAAGUUUUUUAUGCUAUUGAAAUAAUACCUACAAUGACCGACAUUAUUACCUUAAUUUUUUUUUUAGUUUUUUUAAUAAAUUAAAGUUUUUUUUUAGUGCCAAAAAAAUUAAAUUUGAUGAAUAUAUAUAUAUAUAUAUAUAUAUAUUAAAUUAUUAUUUAUAUUCAAUUUAAGCGUUUAGAAAUAUUGUAAAUAAAUGAAUUUUGAUAUAUGUAUAACUUAUAAAAAAUAGUUGUAUCUUUUUUAUGUCGAAAAAAAGUUAGAUAA
Messenger RNA from Hydra vulgaris (swiftwater hydra), 2497 nucleotides. Its product is annotated as kinesin-like protein KIF3A. Gene Ontology annotation, molecular function: microtubule binding; ATP binding; microtubule motor activity. Gene Ontology annotation, biological process: microtubule-based movement; mitotic cell cycle. Lineage: Eukaryota; Metazoa; Cnidaria; Hydrozoa; Anthoathecata; Hydridae. Gene Ontology annotation, cellular component: microtubule. The record is from RefSeq and is a predicted model, not a curated record.